AGGCCGCAAACUAUUCUCGGACAUCCUCUGAAUUUUUCAAAGAAAACAACAUCCGAAAAUCAAAAAUGGCGCCUCCCAUAGCAUUGAGAGGUUCAGCAGGAGUAUGGAUGGUGAAUGGUCCACCAAAUCUAGGAUCUAGACCAGAUUUUCCAGAGGAUAAAAGUAAAGGCUGCAAAGUGAUUACCUUCAGUUCUGAUGGAAGUUUGGUCAGCUGGUGCAACGGAGACAAAACGUUUAUACUGAGAACAUCGGAUUACAGGCAGCUGGCAGAGAUUGAUAAAGCAAAGGCUAACUGUCUUAAAUUCUCCCCGAGAGGAACAAUCCUGGCUCUAUGGGAAAACUAUACAGUUAACAGAGAAACAAAUCAGGGGAACCCCAAUCUUCACCUGUACAACGCACAGACAGGGGAACUCUUAAAAAGUCUCAUCCAGAAAAAACAGCUCAACUGGGAUCCUAAGUGGACCAAUGACGAGGCAAUCUGUUGUAGAAACGUCAACAACGAACUUCAUUUCUUUGAGGCGAAUGCAUUUGACACAAUCAAGACAAAGCUGCACAUACAGAAAGUGUCCACGUUUGCUUUAGCAGAGAGUGGCCCUCCUUACCACGUAGCGGGAUAUGUGCCGGGGUCAAAGGGCCAGCCAUCCUUUGUCAGAAUUUACAGAUACCCAAACUUUGGGGGGCCUCAGGCAGCCUUGGCCAACAAAAGCUUCUUCAAAGCAGACGACGUACAGUUGAAAUGGAACAAUGCGGGAACUGCUCUUCUCGUUCUGACGUCCACAGAGUCAUCGGAUAAGAGUUACUAUGGUGAUCAAGGCCUUCACUUCAUGGGAACCAAUGGGGAAUGCUGUAUAGUGAAUCUGUCAAAAAAUGGCCCCAUAUACCACAUAGAAUGGAGUCCCCGUUCCACGGAGUUUGUGGUGGUGUAUGGCUUUAUGCCUGCCAAAGCAAGUAUAUUCAAUAUGAAAGCAGAGCCCGUUUUUGACUUUGGAACCGGUCCCCGGAAUUUGGCCUACUUCAACCCACAUGGAAACAUUUUGUGUUUGGCUGGUUUUGGGAAUCUCCAUGGUAAUUUGGAAUUCUGGGAUAUGAGAUCUAGAAAGCUGAUGGUACAAACCCAGUCUCAAGAUACAACCAGCUUUGAGUGGUGCCCUGAUGGUGAACAUGUGCUCACCGCCACCACAUCACCACGGUUACGUGUUGCUAACGGGUAUCGCGUAUGGCAUUGUUCAGGGAAGAUGCUGUUGCAGGUUAAUGCUGAUAAAGAGACGGAAUUGUGGGAGGCGUUAUGGCAGCCAGCUGCAGAAGGAGAAUAUCCUGUACCAGCCAUUACAGCAAACAGUGUAACAAUCAAAGCAGCACAGUCCGAGCCGGAGCCAAAGGUGCAGGCAUAUCGACCUCCACAAGCCAGGGGAACCGCCGCCUCAAUUAAACUACAUGAGUAUGAAGCACCCAGUGAUCCGAAUAAAAAAGUCUCGCAGGAUCCUAACAAACCUAUGACAAAAAACCAAAAGAAAAGAGAAGCAAAGAAAGCCAAAGCACAACAGGACGGACAGAAUGUGAAAGCGGAGCCCCUCCCCCCAGCUGCCUCAAACAUGUCUCAGGCUGCUGCCUUCACGUCAUCUGGUGACCCCGACAAAGACAAGAAAGUCAGAAACCUCAAAAAGAAAAUACAGCAGAUUGAGAAGUUAAAAGAGCAACAACAGUCGGGAAAACAGUUGGAACUAAAUCAGGUACGCCCUGUGUUAUAUACAGUGUUAAUCUCGUGUCAAUAUGAAUCUGAUACAGUCUGUGUUAUAUACAGUGUUAAUGUCAUGUCAAUAUAAAUCAGAUACAGUCUGUGUUAUAUACAGUGUUAAUCUCGUGUCAAUAUGAAUCCGAUACAGUCUGUGUUAUAUACAGUGUUAAUCUCGUGUCAAUAUGAAUCAGACACAGCCUCUAUUAAUGUUAAUUCUCACUAUGAAUUCAGUUGUAACAAGUUCCAUGUAAUUCAUUCCUAAGUACUAGUAGAUUUGGUAUAAACACAGUCGUUUUGCUUUCAGAUUGAGAAAAUAAAAUCAGAAGAGUCAUUACUGCAGGAGUUAGCUGCCCUUGAAGUCAGCUGAUGUGAUAUCCGUGUGAUAUUAGAAGGACACAGUUUUAGCACGAGUGUUGCUAGGAGUGUACAUGCCGAUUAUUGUGAUAACAUGUACUUCUACCUUUUGUUGUUUAACUGAACAGGGAAAAAUUGUUUUGAACAUUUUUUGUUGUUGUUUAUUUAAAGGAAAGUCAAUUAACGUUUUGCAUUGUCCAUGCCUCCAAUAAAAUCAUAAAUCAUGGUUAAA
Molecule: messenger RNA, 2321 nt
Organism: Ostrea edulis (European flat oyster)
Lineage: Eukaryota; Metazoa; Mollusca; Bivalvia; Ostreida; Ostreidae
Product: eukaryotic translation initiation factor 2A-like
Exons: 16
Coding region: 66-1823 (585 amino acids)
Biological process (GO): translational initiation
Cellular component (GO): cytosolic small ribosomal subunit
Molecular function (GO): translation initiation factor activity; ribosome binding; tRNA binding
Source: RefSeq, a predicted model, not a curated record